AUGCCCGAAUCAGCACAGUCGGAAGUAGCAGCGCGACCAGAAGCAGCGGAAAAAGAGGAUCGGAGCCCAUUUCCCCAGUUGACGAGGGAAAGUCCCACGGGAAGGAAGUCAGCAAGAGCAGCUUCAAGGUCUUCGGCAACGAGUUCAACUGCUGACCCAAGUGGAGAUCAAAGAGCUGCAUCUCAAUCUACGCAAUUUUCCGAUCUGGAUUUGAAGGAGGGUGGGCUUGAAGUAAAAGAAGCCCCUACGAUGACUCAUCGAAUUUCCUAG
Molecule: messenger RNA, 270 nt
Organism: Ilex paraguariensis (yerba mate)
Lineage: Eukaryota; Viridiplantae; Streptophyta; Magnoliopsida; Aquifoliales; Aquifoliaceae
Source: the annotation of a GenBank genome assembly